ACCUUGCAAGAUCAAAGAUGACGCUGCAUCAACCGGCGGACUGAGGUGGUCGUACAUCCCAGUGCGAAAUGUGAAUGAAGAGACUUCAGCGACUCCCUCCUAUUCUGGGCGAAAGGUCUAGGACAUCAAACUGUACCUCUUUGUCUCUCUCUCUUGGGGCUUGGAGGUAGGUCAUACCAGGUAGAUGAAGCAAAGAACAUGGCCCGUGAAAUCGGAAGGCUCUCGUUUCACCGCCCUCCGUCUAUACAGCGGCAGCGGAAAAAAGGAGGAAACCCGCCUCCGUUCCAAAAGGUACAGCUCCAUUACAAUUCCUUUCAGAUCAUCAAGGGAGGAAACCGAUUUCUCCAAGCUGCCAGACGAUAUUCUGCAGAAAAUCGCUGCCACUUUCACGCUGCCAGACCUCCAAACGGCGUCGUUGGUAUGCAGAUCAUGGAGGGAUUCGCUUCGCCCGCUGAGAGAGGCCAUGUUGCUCUUGAAAUGGGGGAAGCGCUUCAAACACGGCCAUGGCGGGGUUCGACCUAACAUUCAAAAGGCUCUCGACUCUUUCUUAAAAGGUGCAGGUCGGGGCUCAACCCUGGCUAUGGUCGAUGCCGGUCUUAUUUAUUGGGAAAUGGGGAAGAAGGAGGAGUCUAUAGCCUUGUAUCGCAAAGCCGCAGAGCUAGGCGACCCCACCGCUCAGUGCAAUUUGGGCAUCUCUUACUUGCACUCUGAACCACCAAAACGAGAGGAAGCUGCAAAGUGGUUAUAUCUAUCUUCCAAUGCUGGCUAUGUCCGUGCUCAAUACCAACUUGCUCUUUGUCUGCAUCGAGGUCGUGGGAUGGAUCGCAACCUGCCUGAGGCUGCUAGAUGGUAUCUGAAAGCUGCAGAAGGUGGGUAUGUGCGUGCUAUGUAUAAUGUGUCACUAUGCUACUCGUAUGGUGAAGGUUUGGUGCAUAGUCAUCGGCAAGCGAGGAGAUGGAUGAAGCGAGCUGCUGAUCGAGGCCACAGUAAAGCCCAGUUUGAGCAUGGACUUGGUCUUUUUUCUGAAGGGGAGAUGAUGAAAGCUGUAGUCUACCUGGAACUUGCCACCCGAGCUGGCGAAACUGCAGCAGCUCAUGUCAAGAAUGUAAUUCUCCAGCAACUGUCAGUGACUUCUCGUGAUCGGGCUAUGCUUCUUGCAGACAAUUGGCGUGCUUUGCCUACAUCUCACUAAAUUUGCUUCAAACCAUGAAAAGCUAGAGUAAAUGUGUUAGGUGCGUCGGGUUAGAUUCAUGGCUGUGAAGUUUGAACGGGUAUGAUGACCUGGAUAUGUGGGACAGCAGAAACUGGAUAAGUAUAGCCUUCCCCACUUCUCUACUAAUGCUACGGCGGGCUCUGAGUUUGGAUGUACUUGAAGUAUUUUGGAAAAAAGGGGAACCAUAUCUAUCUGAUGGCAGAACAUCCUUCUACCAUCCCUUUUCUGAUUGUAGUUGCAAAUCCUGGUUUUCAAUGGAACCAUAAAUGCAUUUUGGUGUACAUUUUCAAUUUGUUUCAGUGAAUGUAAAAUAUGAAACUGUCCAUGAUGGGCUUUUUUUUUUUCUUUUCUUUCUUUCCCCGUCGAUAUGAUGUAUAAUUGGCUCUGAUGAGUUACUAGGUCACACUAACUUCUUAUUUUGGAUCAUUUAUUCCGUUCUUGAGCUAAGUUGGCUGAUUUUUCCUUAAUUGGAUUAAUUCAUUCAAGUUUGGAUUUUA
Messenger RNA from Vitis riparia (riverbank grape), 1710 nucleotides. Its product is annotated as F-box protein At1g70590. The record is from RefSeq and is a predicted model, not a curated record. Gene Ontology annotation, molecular function: protein binding. The transcript is spliced from 5 exons. The coding region runs from base 185 to 1192 and encodes 335 amino acids. NCBI's taxonomy places the organism in Eukaryota, Viridiplantae, Streptophyta, Magnoliopsida, Vitales, Vitaceae.